AAGUAGGCCGUAUCAUGACAGAUUGGCGUGAUGAAAAACAGCCUAUUACGAUGAGAAAUUGCAAAAAGUUAUUAAACAUAGCCAUUGCUGGACAAAGGAUAGCCUCACUUGGAUAAAGGAAUAAUAAAGGAAUCGAUAGUCCGAAGGAGGAGUUUACUUUGACCAUUAAGGAGCUAGAAGGCCAAGUGUGCAUUUUUUUAAGAAGAAAAUCACUUCGUGACCUACAAAUCGCCACUGCAGGAACAAGUGCCUACUCUCGCGUGCCACUCUAUUAUCGAUAUUGCUGCACACCAUCAGGUGCAGGGGAGCAAACUUGCCGUCUUUCGGCAAAGUGAUAAUGACUUUGACGAGUGGUGGUUCCACGGAACGACUACCUCCACUAUUUCUGCAUCGUCGACGAUAGAAGAUUCCCAUCCGUAUUUGCGCAAGAAAGAUACAAGUACACAUAGGGAGUGUAGGGAGUUAUAAUUUUCCACCCAUAUCGCCACACCCCUCCACUUCAAGGGGGCGUCAUCGCAGCGGGCCCCGCACGCGAAUGAGUCACGGCAUACUUGGAUUGGGUGGGGGCUUGGUACUUAACAGCAGCAUGAAAACCGGAACUGAUGGUGCUAACCGCCUCGGGCACGGAAAUCACCAGAACGGGAACGGAACGAAGCAUCAAAAUGGAAGUGGAGGGAAUGGCGUCGGAACGAAUCGGGAGGUCGUAGCCCGGUGGAGGGUUCCAAUGCAUGGGAAAAUCUACGAGAUUGAAUUCGAACACGGAACGGCCAGUGGGAAACGGGUGCUGUGGAUUGAUAAGGAGGAGAUUUUCCGACGGGAUUGGAUGUUCAAGCUGGUGGGCGAGGACACGUUCAAGCUGGACGACAAACGAUGCAUCAUUCGGGUCGAUCCCCUGCCAGGAUUCAAAUAUUGCUACUCGCUCUUUGUGGACGGCAAAUCAUAUGAGCAGUUCACGGAAUCACAAGCCAAAGCACUCAAAACGUGGGAAAUUAAUUUGAAGGAUAACUUCUACCGAAUUGUACUUGAAAAGAACACCCUCAACAUCUACGUCAACGGCAAGCUGAUAGAGGAAAGUGGUGAGUUUGUAGAUGGCGGCACCGAAACGACGUUCAUCGAGGACGGCAACCGUUUCGUGCUGAGUGCACGAACCAGUGGAAACAAACGCGAAGGGAUUGUGCAUUCGCUGGAGGUGAACGGUGCAACGGUGGGCGAUUCGGCGUCGUCCAAUUCCGACGAAAACGGUGAUAAUGGGGAUGCUCAGUAGCGGUGGUGCUGGACGUUGUGGGACAAAAAGUGCAAUUAAUGUUGAUAAAGUGGAAUAUGUUACUUACGGUUUGUUACCUUUUGAUGAGUGUCAGAAAAUUAAUAAAUAAGGUUUUAAAUGAUAAGAAUAAAAAUAAACUA
This is a messenger RNA of Aedes aegypti (yellow fever mosquito), 1404 nucleotides long. RefSeq names its product fas apoptotic inhibitory molecule 1. The transcript is spliced from 5 exons. The coding region runs from base 536 to 1264 and encodes 242 amino acids. The record is from RefSeq and is a predicted model, not a curated record. Lineage: Eukaryota; Metazoa; Arthropoda; Insecta; Diptera; Culicidae. Gene Ontology annotation, biological process: canonical NF-kappaB signal transduction; positive regulation of neurogenesis; negative regulation of extrinsic apoptotic signaling pathway via death domain receptors.